Pocillopora meandrina is the source of this 7041-nucleotide messenger RNA. The record is from the annotation of a GenBank genome assembly. Lineage: Eukaryota; Metazoa; Cnidaria; Anthozoa; Scleractinia; Pocilloporidae.
ACUUGACCUCCUGAAUUGACCCCAUCUUGGGAAAGGGUUCUGUACGAGCCUAAAGGGAGUUCGUACGGUAAACAAAGGAAAUAUUGUCUAGAUUAUGGCUCACACACGCACACUGUUUUGCAAACUGUGUCUGCAAGCGUCUUUUCAGGCCAGGAGAAUGGGGAGGAGGGGAGUUCCCAUUCCCACUCGUGUACAUCGCCUGAACGCAAACUUUAAAGCCUUUUCAUUAAGCGCCAAGAUGGCGGAAUGGCAGACUAAAGUUCCGGUACCAAAACAAUUACUCGAACCACUAGAUUUGCCGAGCGUUCAUCUCUUUGGGCCUGGCCCGGCUAAUCCAUCAUUACGGACUUACAAUGCGCAUGCAAUGCCGCUAUUGGGACAUCUACAUCCCGAGUUCUGCAAGGUCAUGGACGAAACAAAGGCCGGUUUGAAAUACGUGUUUCAGACCAAUAACGCUUACACGUUGGCCAUCACUGGAUCGGGACAUGCUGCGAUGGAAGCUGCGAUCAUGAACCUUGUAGAACGAGGAGAACGCAUUCUAGUGUGUGUCAAUGGGUUGUGGGGUAACAGAGCGCGCGACAUAGCAGAAAGACAAGGUUUGUUUUCUUGCGAUAAGCACGAAUUAUGUCGUAACACGUGUAGAAAGUCACAAAACGUUAUAUAAACCUUUACUUCGAUUACUGUCUAUUUUGUCAUUUCUUAGUCUUCCAUGGUCUAAGUGAUUCCAUACAUUUAUUGGGCCGAAACUCUGCUGAUGUGUGGUGUAUUGUUUUCAUAACAACAUUAGAUGGGAUGAUAACUUAACAAAGAACCUUUUACAACCUCUACACGUUAUCGACAUGUGACUUCUCCUUACCAUGUCGGCACAUCUCCGACAAACAGAGCAUAGGACUAGACAAACUCGGCAGCUGGAGGGUGUAAUAUUGAUCUGUUGAACACAAGGCAUUGUUUAUUAGCCCUGAGGGAGAUCUGCAAUGCAGAUCUUAGGAAAAAAUAUAGAUUAUCGCUUUGCAUAUUUAAACAGGAGGUUAAAUUCAAGUGCAAAAAAUCUAUUGAUACUCUGAAAAUUUCUUUUUUCUACUGGAAGGACAUAUAUUACUGCCACUAACCUCAACCAUUAGUAUACAUGUAUUCUGCUCCAACAAAAUGUAAGAACAGCACCUUAGAAAGAUAAACAGUGGCUGAUUAUUAACUGAAAUGCCCAUUUGAAAUGGUGAUCUUUUUAUAUCAGCUUUCUAUUGCAUCUUGAUUGUAGCACUGAAGAAGCAUUGUUUUGAAUCCAGGUGAAAUUAUCUUGGCUUUCACUGUACAUGUAGGUCAGAAAGAUCCAAACAGUGAAGACAAAUGAAGAUCAUCGGUGUUAGAGUUUAAGGAAUUAAACAACUAAUAGCAUGUUAUCAUUUACUUGUUUUCCUUAAGGUUGUGAUGUACAGGCCAUUGAAAAGCCUCCUGGAGAAUACCAUACGUAUGCUGAAAUUGAACAGGUGAGUUGCUCUGCCCACCAACUCUUAAGAGCUGAUUGAUAUUUAACCUCUCCUUACAACAUCCAUACCUUUUUCAACAAACAGGUAUUGGGAAAAGAAAAACUUGUCACAUAGUUAGAAGUGUUGCUCUUGAUUUCAUAUCACUUUUUCUUACAAUUAACUUUAAAGAAAUGUAUAGAAGAUGAAAGAAUGAUAUUAAAAAUUAGAUCCUGAGACUCACAGAAUUGAUGUUUUGGCUUUUUUCCUUUUUUUUUUUUUUGCUUUUGAUAGUGUUUGAUUCAGUAAUAGUAAAUCCUAGAUAGCAACUUUAAAUACAUUUAGAUGAUGAAAAAUCUAUUUCUUGUCAUCAAUUUUUUCCAGGGCCUCAAAGACCAUAAGCCUUCAGUGUUGUUUCUUGUUCACAGUGAGUCUUCUUCAGGAAUAUGUCAGCCAUUAGAUGGCAUUGGAGCUUUAUGUCACAGGUAAACAAAGGAAUAAUUAUUAUAAUUGUAUUCAUAUAUUGAAACCCAAAUGUACUGCUUUAGUUGCAGAAUGAGAAUCAUCAAUGGUUGGUUGUUCUAGACUCUGAAUCAAGCAAUUGUGAUUCCAGCUAUUGCUGGGUUUUUUGGGUCACAGAUUCAGGCUCCAGCCCUUCUUGGGCUUUUUGGCUUAAAUUCUUGGUUAAGAAAAUUAAAAUUUAUCUCCUAGUGCCAAUCAUGAUCAACAAGUGAAUGGUACUGGCAUUUUUUCAGGGAAGCUUGACAAUAUUUUAUGAAGUGGGGGGGGAAGAAGGAAGGGGAGGAAGGUAGGGAGAGGGGGGUGGGGGUAGAGAAGCAAUACCCCCAAUUUUUCCUAGCUGUUUCAAGUAUCAAGACAAGGAUGAGCUGUGGCAGCUCCAAAAGUCAGUCUUGCAUGCAGACCCAAGUGAAGUUUACCAGUUAAAGAAUUUACAACUGUCACAGCGAAGUUGUGAGUUUUACAAUCAUAGUGAAAUUAUAUGGGAUCAUUAUCAUCAACCUAAUCAUUAUCACAGGCACAUACAACCUUUGACAUUGUAUGAAAUCAGAGCAGGAAACUGUAGACUUCAUUUGUGUUUGUGAGGCUUAUUCCCUAAAGCCAGCCACAUGGUGAUAUCUUUUGAAAUUGGGACAUUAUAUUUUAGAUAAGAUACAACUGAGCUUGGCCUGAACCUUCUUAUCAUAGCAUUGACUCAUGUAUCUUGAUUAUAGACAUAACUGCUUGAUAAUUGUGGACACCGUAGCAUCUCUUGGUGGUACACCUUUCUUCACUGAUGACUGGGAUCUGGACUGUGUCUAUACAGGCUCUCAAAAGUGUUUAGGGGCACCUCCAGGAAUAUCACCAAUAACCUUCAGUCCUAGAGCCAUGUAAGUUGUCAUUUUAAGCUUGAGAAGUGCUAGUUUUUUCUUGAACUUGGGUGACAAACAGUUCUUUCUAAACUGAGAAUAAUUAUUUUUCUUGCCUAGUUGAUUUGAUCUUUCCUUCAAAAGGCAACCCAUGAGAUUGUCAUUUGAUAAAGCUGCUAAAGAAAGAUAUAAAUGUUUUUUAAUAACUAGCUCAAGUAUAGUCUUCUCUCUUUAGUUUUUAAUUCAAUUCCUUUUCCUUGCUGAAAGGAUUGGUUUCUAAUCUUACUGGUCCUUAAAGCACAUUAAGAUUUUACACACUGGCAUGUAAGACCAUUUAUAAAAAAUAAAAGUAUCCCUCUCUGGUUUGUUGCUGUUUUCAUUGAACGUUUUGUAUCUGUUUAUUUUGUUUUGUUUUUGCAUUUUAUGUCUUAUUGUAGUCAUUGGCAAAUUAUUAGAAACUAUAAAAGAUUUUAUACUUGUCAAGGGAGAUUUUGCACACCUGAAAAUCUUCCUUAAAAAAAUUUGUCACAGUCAUCAGUUUGCCAUUUGUCUUCCUGCUAAAUGGUGCAUAAUGCCUUUGUAUAAUCAAAAUUGUUCAACUUGCCUGUUUAUCUUUAUGCUUCCUAUGGUUUGCUGUUUGUUUAUUUCAGGGCAAAGGUGAACAGCAGAGAACUCAAAGUGCCAUCAUUUUACUUGGAUAUAAAAGAAUUGGGGAAUUACUGGGGAUGUGAUGAAGGGCCAAGAAGGUAGACCUUAAUUCUUGGGAUCAGCUUAAAAUUGUUUUCAGUUCAUAUUCAAACUCAUAUUAGUUAACUAUUGUCUGAUGCAUGUAGUCAUGGCAUAAAGUACUUGCUCAAAUGAGAUUUUUGGUGUUAAGAGCCCCCCACACCAUAUUAUCAGAGCAAAUCCGGAGGAGGGGUCUGGUGGUUUGGGACUACGCUUCCAUUUUCUUCCUUGAGGAUUUUUUUUCUUUAAAUAGAUUUUGUCAUACAAGUAAUGUAGUUUAAAAUGCUUUUUGAGUUAUUAAAACAAUUUUAAGUUUAAAGAAAGAUGUUUUUUGUUGUGUUACAAGCAUGGGACAAAGAAAAAAUUCUGAGUCCCCAUGAGGAAUCAAACCUCAGACCUUCAGAUUCCGCACUCUGAUGCUCUACCACUGAGUCACAGGGACUCUACGGUGAGCGAGGUCUAUUAAGAAGUUCGUAUGACACGUGAUCUGCAUACUGCUAGGAUCAGCAAUGUCGAUAGUGUAAUGUUUUAGGGACUCAGAAUUUUUUUUUUGUCCCAUACUCGUUACAAGACAAAAAACAUCUGUCUUUAUUUCUUUACCAAGCUCAAAAUUUACCAUCUCUCUUAUUUCUAUCUACAAUUUUAAGUUUAUUUGCAGAUGCCCUUUCAUGGGUUGAGAUUUUUUAAAUGGGCUCAAUUGAUAUUUGUCUCACUCAUUUAUGCCCCUUCAUUUCCUGAAACAAUGAAAAAUGAAAAGAGUAAUUACAAAAUUUCAAAGUACAGAUUAUAUGCUGUAUUAGCGCAAUUUUGAAGAAAAAGGCACAAAUCAUUUUAUCAUGGGAAUCAUUUUAAACUGCAAUAGGUGCACCAAAGAUAAAUAGUUAACUUAUUUUUUUGUCCAUUUAUGUAAAAAGUCCUGAUGAUUUAUUAUUGCUGGCAUAAAGUACUGUUUCUUUGUAGUUAAAUUAAUAACUUUCUUGUUUUCGAUUAAAUUGAUAGAUACCACCACACAGGAGCAGUCAGUCUAGUUUAUGCCUUGAGAGAAAGUCUGGCACAGUUAGCAGAAGAGGUAAUUAGUUUCAAGGAAUUAUCAUGGCCAUGUCUUUCUUUGUGAACAUUUGAUAUGUCAUUAAAAAAAUUUUUGUGUUGUUCCAAUAUUGAAUGCAGACAGUUUAAAGAAGAUCUCUUCACCCAUCUCCCUCCUACUCCAAAAUAUAUGAUAGAAAAAAUCUGAAUGUGUAACUGCUGAUUCAAACAUGAUAUGUGCUCCUCCUGUGAAUUGGUGAAAUGAAAAAUAAGACCAAUCAACCGAAGAAACAUUUCAAUUAAACAAAGCUAAGAACGAAAGCCAGAUACUUACCCAGACUGAACACAAGGAAUGUGUCAGGUUUCUUCUGUUAUGUACGUGUAUGAGGAGAACAACGAAAUUGCUUCCUGUACAAGAAUUUGGACGAUAAAUUUGUUCUUUCAAAAAUUAGAUAGCCAGCAAUCAAUAUUUAUUUAUUUAUUUCUCUAGGGACUUGAGAAUUCCUGGAAGCGGCAUCACAACACAAUCGAACACCUGUGGGCUGGACUUGAGGAGAUGGGGUUAAGGAUGUUUGUGAAAGACAAGGUAAAGUUUUUUAAAAAAGGGGUAAGUUACUAAAGAAACUGUGGUGUUGCGUUAAGUGGGAGAGUAUAACAGGGUAAUUUGGUAUUAUCAACUGAGUUGAUAACGUAAAUUGGCCACCGCUAAGAGUUUCAAAGCUGACAUUUCAAGUGUUAUCCCCUUCGUCAGAGCGUUAGCCCUUCGUUCUGACGAAGGGCUCACGAUCGAAAUGUCUGCUUUGAAACUCUUUACGGUGGCCAAUUUACGUUAUCAGCCCAGUUAAUUUAACCAAUUAAUAAAGUUUCUUUAGUUUUGAUUGAGGCAGGAAACGUGUGCUGUCCAGAAACGGAGAUGGCUCUUUCUCUCUCUCUCAGGCAGCUCGGCUACAUUAUAAUAUGACACAGGACUCUUUGAGAAAGUAUGAUCACGGAAAUUUCAAGAAAUUUAUUUUCCAGACAUAUGAAAAGUACCGUUUGGGAAAAUGAAAAGACGUCUGUAGUUUACUCCGUUCUGUAGCAAGCGCUUGAUUAAUGUGAGAAAUUUUUCAAGUGUUAGCUGGGCUAGUUGAAUUUCGUGAUAGGGUAAAUUAAAAGAUGAUUUUAAAUAGUGAUCAGAUAUUCUUAGAGUUCACUACAAAAAAAAAAAAGAAAAAAGAAAACUUAAAUAGAAAGUUGCAAAAUGUUUUCUUUUGCAGGCUAUGCGUCUGCCAACUGUUACAAGUAUUCGAAUUCCUGAAGGAUUCCCAGACUGGAAAGCUGUCCCGACUUAUCUGAUGAAAAAGUGAGUAAGAUCAAUUUUAUUGUUACAUUUAUAAAAGAACUUAUCGAAGGCUGUCAAAAGUGAUGUAAGACCGCGUCACUCUGCUUUUAGAAAACUUGUGUAACACUCUCCACCAAUCAGAUGUAAAAUUUAAAGCAAUCGCGGCAUGGAUACUUUCGUUUUCCCGCGCUUAUGACAGAGUCCUUUUCACUGUUAGUUGUUGGUACCUUUGUACGAUAUUUAUUGUGAGAGACCGAAAAAAAAAUCAAAUCUUUUUUACUUUAUGAGAUGCGCUUAGUCGAAAAGCACUCGUAGAUAGUUUAUCAUAAGGGUGUUUUGCCGCCGGUCACUGAAGCCACCACCUUUCGCUGCAGAAACUGCUAUAUAACUCGGCUUGUAUGGCCCACCUUUCCUUCGCAGCAGAAAUGCGAUAAUUAUACACCCCUAUGGACGUUUUUGUUGAUUGUUGCUGUUCUCUCUCUCUUUCUCUCUCUUUUUUUUUUCCUUUAUUUAUUUAUUUUUCUCUCUCUCUUUCUUCAGACACAAGAUUGAACUCGUCGGUGGCCUGGGCCCAACACUAGGAAAGGUUAGUGGAAUAUCGGCUUUAUACUAAUAGCGUUUUAGAGAAUCUAACAAAGAAAUAAGCGAAAUCGUUCUGCGUUUCGUUAUCAUCUAUAUAUCAUUUCAGCGUCAAGAAACAACAUAUUUUGCGUUACCUUUUUAAAUACGUGUUCUUGUGCUAUCUACAAAUUAUCUCAAGAAGGUAAAUUUUAAACUUACUCUAUUUUUCUUUUGUUCGUUUGUUUGUUUGUUUUAUUUCAUUUUUUAAUUUUUCAUUUUAUCAAGGUAUGGCGAGUAGGAUUCAUGGGACAUAAUUCAUCCCUUGAAAAUGUGGACAAGUUCUUGCGACUUUUCAAAGAGGCGCUGGAAGCUGUGAAAAAUCGCCCAAAAUCUCAGAUUUAAAAAAGAUAUUUGCGAAGCAAAGAAUUUUAGCCGGUGUGGCUAUAAAUGCCGGGAAAAAUAGUCAAGGCAGAAUUGAAAUGUUUGAAAUGGGAAUUUUAUAGCUAUUUAUCAACUGUCACAUGAAAAGAGUCUCUAGGUUAGAAAAGUGUAAAAGCAUUUAUUAAACUCUGUACUUGAG